AAGGGAAAGAGCCCCAGACAAGGAGGAGGGAAGGGAUAACAGUUCCAAGGCCAGUAUCAAGGACUUUUCCCCUCACACACGCUGAAAUCACAGCUAGACUCAUAAAAACUGCUCCAGAGGAGAUACAGACACAGGUCUGAGGCAAUGCAGUGAAGCACCGGCAGUGUGAGGGGCUUGGACCAUGUAUCCGUUCGGCUACUUGCCAUCUCAGGGCGCCCAGCCACAAGUCUUUGCCUAUACCUACAUGCCUGGCCCAGUGGUGUGGCCCCCCAUGCCGCUGCACAACUUUAAUAGUCAGCCUCUGCCACCAUCGGCAGGUGAUCAGGCGAGGAGCCAGGACUUGGCUGCUUGGUUCUGCCCUCUGGGCUACCCCUGCCAGUACCCAGUCUGGCCCUUGGAGCACCCGGUGUUCUACCACCUCUCCUAUGGGAGUGGUGCAUCUUACCCCCAGGCAAGACCAGGAUUGGCCGGGCAAUCCCAGGAAGUGUGGUCUGAGGGCAGCUUCUUUUCUGGGGAACUCCGAUGGGGGAGAAUAAAUCGUUGUUGGAGUCCAAUCAAGGAGCUGCCAGACUUUGUCCGGGAUGAUCUGCUCCGAGUGUAUGGGACUUACCCUUACACAGAAGUGCAUAUCACCUACCAAGAUGGAGAGUUCCUAGUACGGGGCAAGCCCCGUGUGGGGCAACAGGAGUACCGAGUGGAGAGGAGGGUGGUGAGGGGCACCCCUGUCCCCCCCAACAGUGGAAUCGAGGCAGAGGUCAGCAGAGGCGAGGAAGAGGCGGAAGGCAACAGAAGAAACCAGAGCUGAGGGAGAUCAGCCAUCGGGGCCCAUCUAUUCUGGGAUUUUGAAAAUGAAUAAAUAUCAGAAGAAAUAUCUGAGGAUUGCUUAAAGCACCUCUCAGGAGGGAGACUAUUUGUACCUUCCUACAUUUACUGAGAUCCUAUCCCCUUUCCCACUUCCCUGACGGUUGGAUAUACCCCACUACUAUGGGGAACUCUCUAGAGUCCUGGGGACCAAGAGAAGGAAGGGAGAAUUACGAAGAGGUUUAGACUUCUCUUAACCUUUUAAAGGAAUCCAGGACCCACCCAUGCCCAAGCUCUCCUGUUUUUUCUUUCCCUCAUCCUAUGUCUCAGAUGUUUUUAUUGGCUAUGGCAGUCCUGAAUUUAGAUGACUCGGGGCCUCUGCUGAGAAGCAGAGGAUCUUUCUUAUGAGCUGAUGUUACAAUAAAUGACCCACUCCUUUCCCACCUCUGUAGGCCUUAGGCUGGACUAACUUCAAGUGUUUCCCAUUAUAUUUUAUAAGUGUGUUCUGUAUGGCUCAUGUAUCUAAAAGUGAAAUAAAGGGAUUGAAGUCAAA
Molecule: messenger RNA, 1354 nt
Organism: Antechinus flavipes (yellow-footed antechinus)
Lineage: Eukaryota; Metazoa; Chordata; Mammalia; Dasyuromorphia; Dasyuridae
Gene: C2H10orf95
Product: chromosome 2 C10orf95 homolog
Exons: 2
Coding region: 182-805 (207 amino acids)
Source: RefSeq, a predicted model, not a curated record